UCAUGUGAUGCAAAAUGCUUGCCACAGUCAGCAAUAUUUGAACAAAAUGAACACACCUGGCGUCAUUCAUUACACACAACGACUCAAAAUUGAAAACACCUGUUGCUAAUGCUGUGACCACAUGUAUAAAAGCAAGUUCAGAGUGCACAGUUUGCUGAAGAUUCCAAACAAACACAAUGGAUGAAGGCAGAGUCAGGGGAAGAGGUAAUUGCAUCAGAGGAGGAAGAGGAGCAGGCCAGGGAGGAAGAGGAGCAGGCCAGGGAGGAAGAGGAGCAGGCCAGGGAGGAAGAGGAGCAGGCCAGGGAGGAAGAGAAGGUCCAGGAGGGAGAGCAAGACAACCUCGUACCAUCAUUACGGACGAGAUGCGAGCAACAGUCAUUGACCAUGUCAUUGUCCAUGGCAUGACAAUGGCUGAAGCAGGACUAAGAGUCCGUCCAAACCUGAGUAGGUUCACCGUGGCCACCAUUAUCAGGGCAUUCAGACAACACAACAGAGUUGAAAGAAUGCCACAUAGAGGUGGGCGGGUUGCCAUAUUUACAGCGGCACAAGAAACCCCCAUUGUGGAUAUGGUUCGUGAGAACAACCUCAUCAGACUCCGGGAGAUCAGAGACAAAGUCAUUGACGAUAAUGUGAACUUUGAGGGCAUUGAUCAUGUCAGCUUGGCCACAAUAGACCGAGUUCUCCGGCGCCAAAAGAUGCGGAUGAAACAAGUCUAUAGGGUUCCCUUUGAGCGAAACUCUGCACGACACAAAGACCUACGUUACGAGUAUGUGCAAAGGAUAUUACAGUUGGACGCGGUGGCCAGACCUCAUGAGUACCUCUUCCUGGAUGAGGCUGGCUUCAAUCUGCACAAACGAAGGCAAAGAGGCCGUAUUAUCAUUGGCCAAAGAGCCAUCACUGAGGUUCCUGGCCAACGGGGGGGGGUGUGUGUAAUAUUACUCUUUGUGCGGCUAUGGGUUUGGAGGGGCUUGUCCACCGGCAGGCUGUCCUUGGGUCUUACAACACCCAACGUCUCCUAACCUUCCUAGAGGAGCUAAAAGAUAUCCUCCUGGACCACCAACAACACCAUCCUGGGCCCGAACAUCCCAUUUAUGUGAUCAUUUGGGACAAUGUACGCUUCCACACAACAAACCAAAUCAGUGAGUGGUUCACCACCAACAGUAACCACUUUUUAAACGUCUGUCUGCCACCCUACUCCCCUUUCCUGAACCCUAUAGAGGAGUUCUUCUCAUCGUGGAGAUGGAAGGUUUAUGACAGACGACCAUACACUAGAGAAAACCUCCUAAGGGCAAUGGAGCUGGCAUGUGUUGACAUCCCAGUGGAGAACUUCCAAGGGUGGAUGCGCCAUUCCAGGGCGUUUUUCCCACGGUGCCUGGCAAGAGACAAUAUAGCCUGUGAUGUGGAUGAGGUGAUGUGACCUGAUGCAGCUCAGCGACAUGAUGCCACACAGUGAUUGUGGU
Molecule: messenger RNA, 1460 nt
Organism: Fundulus heteroclitus (mummichog)
Lineage: Eukaryota; Metazoa; Chordata; Actinopteri; Cyprinodontiformes; Fundulidae
Exons: 3
Coding region: 177-1019 (280 amino acids)
Source: RefSeq, a predicted model, not a curated record